Molecule: messenger RNA, 779 nt
Organism: Nematolebias whitei (Rio pearlfish)
Lineage: Eukaryota; Metazoa; Chordata; Actinopteri; Cyprinodontiformes; Rivulidae
Product: pro-opiomelanocortin-like
Exons: 2
Coding region: 22-666 (214 amino acids)
Biological process (GO): neuropeptide signaling pathway
Cellular component (GO): extracellular region
Molecular function (GO): neuropeptide hormone activity
Source: RefSeq, a predicted model, not a curated record
UCUCUGAUUGGAGCAGAGGAGAUGUGUCCUGUGUGGCUAUUGGUGGUCGUGGUGGUUGUGGGCGGAGCCAGAGGAGCUGUCAGUCAAUGCUGGGAACAUCCGAGCUGCCAGGAUGUGAACACUGAGAGCAGCAUGAUGGAGUGCAUUCAGCUCUGCCGGUCCGACCUCACUGCUGAGACACCCAUCAUCCCAGGAAAUGCUCACCUCCAGCCCCCUCCUCCAUCAGAGCCCUCCUCCUUCAUGACCUCCUCCAUCCCCCCUUCUCAGGCCAAACGCUCCUACUCCAUGGAGCACUUCCGCUGGGGGAAACCUGUCGGACGGAAACGCCGCCCGGUCAAAGUCUACACCUCCAACGGCGUGCAGGAGGAGUCCGCUGAGGUGUUCCCCGGAGAGAUGAGGAGGCGAGGGCUGACCAAUGAGCUGCUGGCAGCUGUGGAGGAGGCGAAGGCUCAGAAGGUGAUGGAGGAGGCAGAGGAGGAGCAUCAGCAGUUCCUGGGAGGCCUGCAGGAGAAGAAAGACGGCUCGUACAAGAUGAAGCACUUUCGUUGGAGCGGCCCUCCGGCUGGAAAACGCUACGGGGGCUUCAUGAAGAGCUGGGAGGAGGGACGGCAAAAACCGCUGGUGACGCUCCUGAAAAACAUCAUGAAUAAGGAGGAGCAGAAGUGAGAGGGGAAAGAAAGGAGCGUACAUGCCUGCUCAGCAGCCACGAGUUCCCGUUAAUAACCAAUAAAAAGUUCUGAAACUGCUGUAAGUGAUGCAUGACGGUCACUGAGAGGAAA